Molecule: messenger RNA, 1883 nt
Organism: Gekko japonicus
Lineage: Eukaryota; Metazoa; Chordata; Lepidosauria; Squamata; Gekkonidae
Product: patatin-like phospholipase domain-containing protein 3
Exons: 9
Coding region: 82-1584 (500 amino acids)
Biological process (GO): lipid homeostasis; triglyceride catabolic process; positive regulation of triglyceride catabolic process
Cellular component (GO): lipid droplet; cytoplasm; membrane
Molecular function (GO): triacylglycerol lipase activity
Source: RefSeq, a predicted model, not a curated record
UGUGCAGGCGGCUGUGUGAGGAAGAGGAGAGGAAGCGCGUCUCUGUGGCCGCCGCGCCUCACCCUACGGAGGCUCUGCAGGAUGCUGGACCGCAAGGGCGGCUGGAACGUGUCGUUUGCGGGAUGCGGCUUCUUGGGUGUUUAUCACAUCGGAGCUGCCUCCUGCUUGCAGGAGCGCGCCCCGCAUCUUAUCCGCGACGCGCACCAGAUCUACGGGGCUUCGGCGGGGGCCCUCACCGGCGCCGUCUUACUCGGAGGCGGCUCUCUGGCGGAAGCUUGUGCAGAUGUUUUGCGGCUCGCCAAAGAAGCAAGGAAGCGAAAUCUUGGUCCACUUCACCCUUCCUUCAAUGUGAUGAAGAUCAUAAAAGAUGGACUCUGCAAAAAUCUUCCAGAAAAUACUCAUCAGUUGAUGUCAGGGAAAUUGUGUAUUUCACUUACUCAAGUGUCUGAUGGCAAAAAUGUGUUGGUAUCCAACUUUAAUUCUAAAGAAGAAGUUGUUCAGGCUUUGCUUUGCAGCUCCUUUGUACCUAUAUACUGUGGCCUCAUUCCACCUUCAUUUAGAGGGGUGCGCUAUGUGGAUGGUGGAAUAAGCGACAACUUACCUCACCAUGACUCAAAGAAUACCAUCACAAUUUCACCUUUCUCUGGGGAGUGUGACAUUUGCCCUAAGGGCAACUCUGCAAACUUCCACGAAAUGAAUCUGACCAAUACCAGCAUUCAGUUUACGUCAGGAAACAUGUAUCGUUUGACUCAAGCACUUUUCCCUCCAGCACCCCAGGUACUAGGAGAGAUCUGUGAACAAGGAUAUUCAGACGCUCUUAGAUUUUUGAAAGAAAAUGGUAUACUGCAUGACUCAAUUUCUGUCAUCUUACCUUUAAAAAGGGGAGAUCAUGCACAAAUCCCAGGUUAUACUAAUAAGAAAACAGUUGCAGAAAAUCAAGGCAAAGAAAAUCUGUUAAAGGAAGAAAUUCUCAUCGACCAACUGAAGUUAGCCUCAUGGCCAUUGGACAAAGCUAUUUUUGACAAUCUACCUCCUAGACUUCGCAAAGCAUUACAGGAGGCUUGUAAAGAGAAACAUGGACUUUAUGCUCAGCUUUCUAAAUUUCUACCAAUGAGACUGAUGUCCUAUAUGAUGUUGCCGUAUACCCUGCCAGUUGAAUCAGCAUAUUUUGUGGCCUUAAGAUUAGUAGACUGGUUUCCUGAUAUCCUCACUGAUGUGCAAUGGAUGCAGGGACAGCUUCGUCAGUUUGUGGGUGCUGUAUAUUCCAAAGCAAGAAAAAGACUACUAAGUUUUCCAAGUAAUGAAAGCCAUAUUCUGAUUAGAAAAUGCCAGACUGCACCCCUGAAUAUGGGUCUUUCCUCUCCCUGCCGCCAUUCUAAAAUGCCUCAUUCUUCUGCAUACCUCAAAGAAUGGUUUUUUGACCUUCCCUACUGCGACGCGUCUGCUAUGAAGGAAGCUGAAGCUGAUGCAAAUGAAAGCUUUUUGUCCAUUCCCCCUUUUUUCAUGAACUCUGAAGAAUCAGGUUUGGAACUGGAUUUUGAUUCCUCCUCUGAGCAAAGUUUCCAGACUGCCUCGGAAGACUAACUUGAGAACUGCUGCAUCAGGCAGAGAAAUCUAAGUCUUGGAGGGCAUGAUUGAUGUAGCAUCUGUCAACCCAUCUUUUGGAAGAUACUGUUUACAAUGGAUGACAAAUUGCCUCAGGAAAUCUCUUUAAGCAAGAUAAUUAUAGAAAAGUGACAAAUGGCUUCCUGAUGGAUUAAAAAACAGAGCUGAAAGGAGGGCCCCAGUGCAAUAUAACAAUGUUUACCAGACAAGAUCCCCACUAGGAAGUGUGAUCAAAUAAUGGCUUGAGUUUUUAUAUUGGGGCAAACAUACGUAGCAAA